CCCACUUCUUUGUUUAUGUCGCCUUCCACGUAACGUUUAGUGACUGCGGUGCUUGGUGGCUGUACGGCGGCUAGAAGGCUGUGUAGUCAAAACAAGAACUAGCAUUCAGUUAAACGCUGGUGGAGUUAGCACAGUUAGCUUGAGAGUUAGCCUCCACAGAAAACAGCCAUUUAAAAUCCAUCUUUUAUAUGAGCGGCUCAUUCGUUGUUAACAGUGUUGUUAGAGCUGUAAUGGUGACUUAGUCUGCAUGACUGUUACUACGUUGAUAAGCUUAGGCCAGCUGGAAGACAGACAGCAUGGGUCGGCGCUCAUCGGACAGCGAGGAUGACAGUCGGAGCAGGAGGAAGAAAAAACAGCGUCGCCGGUCAUCCUCCUCUUCCUCUUCUUCGUCCUCAUCCUCCAACAGCAAGGUGGUCAGCAGCAGGAGUCGAAGGUCGAGUCGUCGUUCUCGCUCCAGAGACAAGGACAAGGACAAAGACAGGAGGAGAAGGAGACGUUCCAGCAGCAGUUCAUCCCACAGUUCGUCUCGCAAGAGGAGGAGUCGCAGCAAAGAGAGAGACAAAGGGAGGAGCCACCGCUCACAUAGGUCCCGCAGCCGAGACAGGAGGUCUCAUUCUCGCCACCGGCGGUCUCGCAGUAAGAGCGGCAGUCGCGGCCGACGAGGCACCCAAAGCCGCAAAAGAAGCAGCAGCCGCAGUCGCCGGAGGAGCCGGAGCCACAGCAAAGAUCGGGACCGGAGCCGGCGCAAGGGCCGCGACCGGGAGAGGGAGAAAGACAAGGAGAGGGACAGAGGAAGAGACAGAGACAAGGACAAGGACAGAGAGGACAAGAGGAAGGACAAAGCAGUCAAAAAGGCGGACGCCGCGAACAUCAAAGCAAGAUUAGAACAUCUGACUCCAGCGGAGCAGGCUAAAGUCCGAAUGCAAUUGGUCCUGGAGGCUGCAGCUAAGACGGACGAGGUGCUGAAAGCCAAAGUAGCAAAGAGGGAGGAGGAGGCCCGGAAGAAACUAGAGGAUGAGGGAACUUCUCUGGAGGAGCAAGUGCGAAGGAUAAAGGACAUUGAGGCUAUCGAGAGUGAUUCCUUUGUUCCUCAGGCUUUCAAAUCAUCCAGGGAUGAUAUAAAGACUGAACCAGCUGAGGUUAAACAGGAGCCAGAGGGUGCAGAUACUCAGGACGUCGCUAUUCCCCUGUCCAUAGUCUACAAUGACAAUGACACGCUCGCCCAUCCCAGUUUGUUCAUGGACAAGGAGAAGGCAGAGGAGCUGUGGCACAACAGAUUGAUAUUUCUGCGGCAGGAGAGGCUCAUGGGAAGUCCUGUGACCUUGUGACCUGAUGGACAUCAGAAGAUCCGCCAUGUUCACCGGAGCAGUUUAUGCUGCUUUUAUUUUAUCUCAGUCUUGUUUUAGCACAUCACAAUGUUUAUUACUUUACCAUUCAUCGAACUUCUCCUCCUUUUGUAAAAACUAAGGAGAGUGACUUGAGCAAAUGAACAGAUUUUGGUCCUGAUGUGCUUAUUAUUUUAUUAAUGUAGUUCAAUUAAAUUAUCUGCCUUUCUUAAUCUGACUUCAUUUAUUUUUAAUGAUGGAGAGAUCUAACAGUCAGAUAUGGUGAUAAGUUUUACUAUUUAGAUGUAGCAUUUAUACAUUUUGUCUUUUGUAAUCAACUAGUUCAAUAAAGGUGGUAGAUUUUUU
Molecule: messenger RNA, 1691 nt
Organism: Anoplopoma fimbria (sablefish)
Lineage: Eukaryota; Metazoa; Chordata; Actinopteri; Perciformes; Anoplopomatidae
Gene: rsrc1
Product: arginine/serine-rich coiled-coil 1
Exons: 10
Coding region: 297-1328 (343 amino acids)
Biological process (GO): alternative mRNA splicing, via spliceosome
Cellular component (GO): cytoplasm; nucleus
Source: RefSeq, a predicted model, not a curated record